UUUGAUCCUAGGAAGUGGAGGUGACCUGUUUUCCCCGUGGAACAGGAAUGGUUAAGUCUCUUCUUCCCCCCUGGUGUUGCAUGACCCCGUGCGGGUUUAGAGCUGCUACCUGACUAUGAUAAUGUUAACGAAGAUUUGUGAUGGAGCAGGACCAUUCGUGGCCACGAAGCCGCCAAAGAUGGAACAGUGAUGGUCUGGGUUUGGGUCUGAGGGAAGGGAAUACUCAGUCUCCUAGAAGGAUGCACCAUUCAGGGUCACCUUCACACAAGUUCAGACCUAAUAGACCAGUUUGGGAUGAUACAGUACAUGACUUGGCUUCCAUGAGAUUGACUCCUGCUGAGUUAGCACGGAAACUUGCAGCUCGUCAGUCAUCUAAUAAAGUUAUAGCAAGAGCGCAACUGUUGGAGCAAAGCCGACGGACAGGUUCCUGUAGUCCAAACUUGCCACCCUCUCUAGCUGCCAGACUGCAGGCUGCUAGACAACAAAGUGUUGAUUCAUUACUGGCUCAAUCCAAUGCAACUUUAAUGGCUUCACAGAGAGUACGACACCCAGACACACUUUCUACACCAGAUUUAAAAACUCCCCAGCAACAAAGAAAACCUGAUAGAGAGGAGGAUAUAAGGUUCAGUGAAGAAGAUGCAAAACAAAAUAAUGGCUCCAUGAAAACAUCUCUGCAUGAAGAUGUUGACAGUUCUAAAAGCAAUGAGAUCAGAACCUCAGCAGUAGACACUAAAGAUGAAAGAUAUUUGACACAGAAUCGAGAGGAUAGUGCAAAUGCUUCCAUUAGUACUUUGAAGGAGUUAAAACAAAAGGAAUUCCCAGAAGAAAGACCAAAGCAUAAGACAACACCAUCAAGGUCAGCCAAGGAUGUACAUAAGCAAUUUGACACUAUUCAAGGAGCAGCAACAAGAACCAGCCUAGACCAUACAAUAACAAUGGUGGUGAACACCUGCCGAGAGCUGUGGUUGCAGCUAGAAGAGGAAAGACUCACUAGGGAAAGGCUUCAGCAGCAGCUGCAACAGCAAGGCAAUGUUAUAACUACUCUGACUGCUGAGUUGCUGCAAAUCCAGGACCAACAAGAGGCAAUCUUGCGGGAAGUGAGUGAUGCUCGUGCAUCUGGACUUUGGGAUAUUGAAGGUGAUUUAAUUGGUGGCAGUAUUGGAAGUACAGAAGGAGGAGGGGAUAACUUAGUAAAUAGCGAGACAGCUAGUGGCAGGUUAACUGGGGGUCGACUUAGCCCUCAAACAAUGACUGGCCGUCACCCUCAAAGAUCUAUACUUAGAGCAACUCGUACCAUUCCUUCACCUCAUAUACGACAAGCCACUUCAUAUCAAAUGUUCCAACAGGCAACACGAACAUACCAACUAGAUUCUCAUCUGCCAUUGUCUCAUCAGCUUCCGCCUUCACCUCGUCCUCAUCAGCCUUCAUCGAGGUCGCAUUCACAGUCGCCACAGUCUCACCAGCCGUCUUCAUGUCCAUCUGACAUAUCUUUAUCACAAGCUAGUCAUAUAGCUGGGAGGUUAGAAACACGUAGCCACAGCAGCUAUAGAAGCUCUGUUUCUCGGCAGAUUAGAAAUGCAUUGAUAAGUGACCAGAUUGCAUCAAAUUUAUCUGAGGGAAAAACACACCCCAGUCAGUUGAAUUUUGCUAAGUUGCCACAUGAGAGCUCAUCAGAUAUGAAAGCUUCAGAUAAGGAUAGGCAGACCAUAGGGGACAAGCAAGCUCUUGCAGCUGACAACAAAGAGAAUACUCUCCUGUCAGUGGGAGAAGAUAGGGUUAUGGACUCAAAAACUACAGAGCUGCUAGAAAAGAAGAAUUAAUAAGAUGAACAUUUGUAUUCUUAGAUAAAUACGGAUGUUGUAUGUUAGCAUAAGUGGCCUCGACCAAAGUGUUACUAUCUCCAAAUUUCUGGAGUCCCUUGAUAAGUACUGUGUGACUUAAGCUCAUUUGGGACCAUGUUUUUAUAACUAGGCUAAGACUGGUAUUUUGAAGUAAUGAGUUGAUUUAACUGUUUAGUAAAAUGUGGUGUCUUAGAUAUUUAAAUAGGAAAUGUACAUUAACAUUUUCUGAUAAAUGGCUUAAUAUUUGCAAAUUUUUUGAAGGGCUUUAUUGACUUUAAUUUUAAUAUUUCUUUCAGCAUUGAAUGGAUUUUUUUGUUUUCAUACUGUUCCAUCCUUCUAGGGAACAUAAAAUGGAGCUAUUUCAAACACAAUUUAGAGUACAGCAUUUAUAGAUAACAUUACAAAUUUGUUUCACUCAU
Molecule: messenger RNA, 2260 nt
Organism: Cherax quadricarinatus
Lineage: Eukaryota; Metazoa; Arthropoda; Malacostraca; Decapoda; Parastacidae
Source: RefSeq, a predicted model, not a curated record